ACGAAUAUUAUUUUCUUCUCCUUCCUCCCUAGCUAGGUCACCCACCAUAUUAUAUAUCCUAUAAAAAAUAACAAAAACUAAUUAUUCAUCAAUAUUGAAGAAAAAAGAAAAUGGGGAACGAAUUAAUGAUUUUUAUGGUAAUGGUGAUUGUUCAAGUUGCGUUUGCUGGAAUGAUAAUAAUAACAAAAUUAGUGAUGGAUAGUGGCAUGGAUCCUUUCGUUCAGUCAGCAUAUAAGCCUAUUUUUGCCACCAUCUCCAUUGCUCCAUUUGCUUAUGUCUUAGAAAGGAAAACUAGACCCAAGAUGACACGCUCUACAUUUUUUCAGAUAUUUUUGUGUUCUAUUUUCGGGAUAACGGCGAACCAAUAUGCAUAUUUUAUUGGGUUAAAUAAUUCAACUCCAACAAUUGCUUCCGCCAUUGAUAAUCUAAUCCCAGCUUUCACGUUUAUCAUUGCCGUACCCUUGGGGGUUGAAAAAUUGGGAUUAAGAAGUAUAGCAGGACAAACCAAGUUUUGGGGUACAAUAGUAUGUGUUGGAGGUGCAAUGUUAUUGUCAUUAUAUCAUGGAAAAGUUGUAAUUGGUCAAUUAGGAUUUCACUGGAAAUAUGAAGAAAAUACAGGCAAAGAUGUCAAUUCUUCCCAUUCCAACUUCUUUUUAGGACCUUUUUUACUUAUAAUGGCUAGUCUCACUUAUGCCAUUUGGUUAAUCAUUCAGGGAAGGGUAAGUGAGAAAUAUGCUGCUCCAUAUACAUGCAUAACGUUGAUGUGCUUCAUGGCAAGUGUGGAGAGUGUAAUUAUUGGAUUCUGCGUCGUUCCAAAACUUUCUGAAUGGGCUUUAAAUCCCAUUAGAGCUAUCUCCGUGGUCUAUAAUGGAGUUGUGAGUACAUCAUUUGCAUACUUUCUAAGCUCAUGGUGCAUUGAGAAAAAAGGUCCCUUAUAUGUCUCGAUGUUCAAUCCGUUGUUAUUAGUUAUUUCCGCAUUCCUCAGUUGGACUUUGCUUCGUGAGAAAUUAUACCUUGGAGUAGUUGUAGGAUCAAUCAUAGUAGUAGCUGGGCUUUAUGGAUUUUUGUGGGGCAAAAAGAUGGAGACAAGUGUAGAAAAUAUUGAAGUAAAUAAAGAGAAGAUGAUGAAGCAGUUCAAUAAAUCAGUUGAUUUGGAAUUACAAUUACCAAAAUCUAAUGAUCAGAGAUCAUCAGAAUUAGCCAAAACUAAAUCAUGAGACGGGAAUUGUCCAAGACUAUAUAAACAGACUACUCAACCGGUGGGUGUUGGCUAUUAACCAUCAAUGUGGAAGUUCUUCACAAGUUCAUAUCUUUGCAUUUUUGAAUUUAAAAUAGUGAAUGUUAUUAAUUGUUAGUUGAUAAUUGGACUUGUAAAAUGAAAGCUUCAAAUCUCCAAUGACUCUAAACUUCUUGUCAAAAUGGUGACUAGAACAUGGACAAAUCCAAAAUGUUUCUCUCAAACCACAUCUGUGAGAAUAUUUUACUACAAUCACAACAACAAAUAAAGAAUUUUGUUGUAAUAAUUUACCGGGUAGUAUAACUGUUGGGUUUUUAAGGUGUGAACACGAAAUGAAGGGUUAUGACUUUGUCAAAGAAUUGUGACCUUUAUGAAAUGUUGUGUUUUUUCUAAA
Messenger RNA from Solanum lycopersicum (tomato), 1631 nucleotides. RefSeq names its product WAT1-related protein At1g09380-like. Gene Ontology annotation, cellular component: plasma membrane. Gene Ontology annotation, molecular function: transmembrane transporter activity. The record is from RefSeq and is a predicted model, not a curated record. Lineage: Eukaryota; Viridiplantae; Streptophyta; Magnoliopsida; Solanales; Solanaceae.